AUGACGACUUCCCCUCCCGGCCCUCGUCGCGGUCCGCCCCCGUCUCCCUCCCUCCUCCCCCCGCUGGCCACCGCCGUCCCACCAUCCUCCAGCCCCCAGUCCCCGGACCUUGCCGGAGAGAGCGUGUCCCAGCCCACCAUUUGUGGCCUUCCUCUCAAAUACGUCUCCCUUGUCACCCUCGCUGUCCAGAAUGCGGCCCUGUCGAUCGUCAUGCACUAUUCCCGCGUGUCCAUCCCCGCGGCGCAGUCAUACUCUCCCGCAACUGCCGUUCUUCUCAACGAGCUCCUCAAGGGCUCGAUAUCCUUUGUCAUCGCUUUUUUCCGCAUUGCCCAUGCCUCCGACGCCCCCGGCCUAGGUCUUGCAGGCUGGGCAUUCGCCAUGAAACGCGUCUGCAAGGAGGUCUUCAGUCUCGAUUGCUGGAAACUUUCCAUCCCCGCCAUCCUCUAUGUCAUCCAGAACUCCCUUCAGUUCGUGGCCAUCAGCAACCUCCCCGUCGCGACUUUCCAGGUGACAUACCAGAUGAAAAUCCUUACCACCGCUGCUUUCUCCGUCGCCCUCCUCCGCAAGAAGCUCUCCUCCUCCAAGUGGAUAUCCCUCCUCUUCCUCGCCAUUGGUGUCGGCAUUGUUCAGCUCCAGACCAUUGCCACGCGACAUGUUCCUGCCAACACCCCUGUUGGGAGUGCACACGACUCCGCCCCCCUUCACAUCCACAUGAUGAGCCCUCUCAAAGGCUUCGGUGCGGUGGCGGCGGCCUGCUUCACCUCUGGUCUGGCCGGGGUGUACUUCGAGAUGGUCCUCAAAAAUUCCAAGGCCGACCUCUGGGUCCGGAACGUGCAACUUUCAUUGUUCUCUUUGGUCCCUGCUGUUCUUCCCCUCUUCUUUGAGACCCACCACCCUGCACACGGCGGCAUUUGGGCCAACCUUCUCAGGAACUUCGGUGGUUGGGCGUGGGCGACGGUGGCCAUCCAGGUGCUCGGCGGGCUGAUCACGGCCGUGGUCAUCAAGUACUCGGACAACAUCCUCAAGGGUUUUGCCACCAGUCUUUCCAUCGUCCUCUCCUUCCUCGCAUCCGUCGCGCUCUUCGGUUUCCGCAUCACACCGAGCUUCAUCAUCGGCUCCUCUGUCGUCCUCAUUGCAACCUGGAUGUACAAUCAGCCACCGGGCAGGGAGCUCGUCGCGAUCACGUCCGUCAUUCCUGCAAAGCUCACCACCCCAGUGCCAUCAUUCCCCGGCACCCCCGUCGAGUCCGACGCGCCCAUCCUCGGCCAGUUCCCGUCCGAGAAGCAGAAGGGCUCACCCUUCGCGAGCCCACGCGCUUUCGCGAGCGCACUUGGGAUGAUCGAGCGUCAGCAACAGGAGCUCACGCCCGGGUUCGGGGAGACGCUCGACACGGCGCGUUACCUCAACGCGCCAUACGGCUCCCCGUUCCCCUCGCGUACGCCGUCUCCCAUUCCUGCGCAGGCCCCGUUCCCCGGCGCGCGCCCGCAGACCACGCCGCCGAGCAGCGCACGAUGGCAGUAG
Epithele typhae is the source of this 1521-nucleotide messenger RNA. Its product is annotated as nucleotide-sugar transporter-domain-containing protein. The record is from RefSeq and is a predicted model, not a curated record. The coding region runs from base 1 to 1521 and encodes 506 amino acids. Lineage: Eukaryota; Fungi; Basidiomycota; Agaricomycetes; Polyporales; Epitheliaceae. The transcript is spliced from 2 exons. Gene Ontology annotation, molecular function: UDP-galactose transmembrane transporter activity. Gene Ontology annotation, cellular component: Golgi membrane. Gene Ontology annotation, biological process: pyrimidine nucleotide-sugar transmembrane transport.